UUCAACAAAAUGGCGGUCUACCAGCGCGCGGCUUUACGGCAGUACAGCGGGUAACGUGAUCACCGGCAAUAUGGCCGCUCCCGGAGAUAACAUACAUGUACAUAGGAAGCAUUGUAGAUGAGAGAGGCGAAGGUCACCGGGAUUCAUCUGCCAAGUGUGCACUACAUGUGAUCGGCGGAGGUGAUCAGAAUUUAAAGAACAAGUUUUUUCUUUUGGCGCAGAAGAUAAGCUUGUCAUACGGAGAAUGAAUCACAGACUGCCUUUUGGCCAGCUCUUUUUGGCACUGCUGUUAGGAGUUGGUGGUGGUAUAUAUAUCUAUAAGCCCCUUUUUGAACAGUAUCGAUAUGAGCAGAAAGCAGUACAAGCAGACAGCAACACUACAGAUGAGAAGAAAGAAAAUAAAUGAUGCUGAAUAGUUCUGAUGUAUUUGCUUCAUUUUAUUAUGGCGGCGACUGUUUGCUGACUUGUAAUAAUACAUCUGUGUUCUGUGCAAUGAUCAAUUUCAUAAGACGUGAAUUCGGGCUGGAAAGCAUUAAAGGAGAGACAGUUCCUUACAUGGACGGAAGGGGCAGCAGAGAGCAAUGUGGUCAGACUGGAAAGAACUACACAACUUCCUCUGGAGCAUACAGCAGCUAAUAAGUGCUGGAAGGAUUAAGAUUUUUAAAUAAAAGAAAUUUACAAAUCUGUAUAACUUUCUGGCACCAGUUAAUAAUAAAAAAAAAAAAAUCCUCAGGAUUACCCCUUUAAAU
Molecule: messenger RNA, 749 nt
Organism: Hyla sarda
Lineage: Eukaryota; Metazoa; Chordata; Amphibia; Anura; Hylidae
Gene: PIGBOS1
Product: PIGB opposite strand 1
Exons: 2
Coding region: 245-406 (53 amino acids)
Source: RefSeq, a predicted model, not a curated record